Passer montanus (Eurasian tree sparrow) is the source of this 4168-nucleotide messenger RNA. Its product is annotated as twist-related protein 2-like. Gene Ontology annotation, biological process: developmental process; regulation of transcription by RNA polymerase II. Gene Ontology annotation, molecular function: DNA-binding transcription factor activity, RNA polymerase II-specific; protein dimerization activity; RNA polymerase II transcription regulatory region sequence-specific DNA binding. The record is from RefSeq and is a predicted model, not a curated record. The transcript is spliced from 2 exons. Bases 873 to 1346 code for a protein of 157 amino acids. Lineage: Eukaryota; Metazoa; Chordata; Aves; Passeriformes; Passeridae.
UUCCCUUCUUCUUGUUCCCCUUCCUCUUCCAUUUCCUCUUCCUUUUCCACCCGGGAGCCACUGGAUUUACUCUACAGAAAUUUGGUGAUGGAUGAGGAUGAUGAGGAAUGCCAGGAAUGGAGGCAGGGGAGGGAUGGACGGACGGAGGGAUGGAUGGAUGGAUGGAUGGAUGGAUGGAUGGAUGGAUCCAUGGGUGGAUGGAUGGAUGGAUGGAUGGGUGGGUGGAUGGAGGGAUGGCCUGGUGGAUGGACAAAUGGACACAAACUCAAGCUCAUUUUGACCAAAGCCUUUCCUCAAGAGCCCUACGGAUGCCGAUCUCCCUUUGGUUGCUUCUUCCUUCGCAUUUUGGGAGUUCCUGACCCGCUCAUCGCAACCCCUGCGGCUCCACAUCCCCACCUGGCUCCCUCACAGGUGAACGUCUCCUCCUCCACCCCUAACAAGGCGACAUUUCUUUGUGGGGUCAACUGGGUUGAAAAAUCAUUUUCAAAGCCACCGCUGAGCUCCAUGGCUGGGGCUCCCUUGGCACCGAGAAGGUCCCUGACAUGCGGGCGGCAGCCGGAGCAUCUGUGCCGGAGGGCUCGGGGUGGCGGUGGGGAGGGAGAGAGGAAAUCUGGAACCCAUAAGCUCCAGAGCCGCUGGCGUUCCCCUGCAUUGGUCUGCGCCUGGUCCGCCCCCGCCCCGCUCGCCCUAUCAGCAGGAGCCGUUCCCGAAGUCAUCCCAGCGCCCUCCUCUCCUGGCCCAAAGGAGAAGCCAAGGAGCUCCUUGGAGGGCUCUGCGGGGCUUGGGGCGCCCGGGGAGCCCCGAGGGCGAAUGCUCCGGGCCGCGCCUCGGGAGCCACGGCCGGCUCCUCCGCAGCCCGGGGAGCCGAGGAGAUGAAGGAGGAAAACCUUUCCCCGGGGUCCCCCGAGGGCAGCGCGGCCACCAGCGAGGACGAGGCCGAGCGGCUGCCCAGGAAGAGCGGCCGCAAGCGCGGGCAGGGCCCCGGCGGAGCCCCCUCGCCCCAGGGCAAGCGCAGCCGGCGCAGCCCGGCCCCGCAGCCCCCCGAGGACGCCCACGCCCAGCGCGUCAUCGCCAACGUGCGGGAGCGCCAGCGCACCCAGUCCCUCAACGACGCCUUCGCCGAGCUGCGCAAGAUCAUCCCCACGCUGCCCUCGGACAAGCUCAGCAAGAUCCAGACGCUCAAGUUGGCCGCUCGCUACAUCGACUUCCUGUGCCAGGUGCUGCAGAGCGACGAGCUGGACCACAAGGUCGCCACCAGCUGCAACUUCCUGGCCCACGAGAGGCUCAGCUACGCCUUCUCCGUGUGGAGGAUGGAGGGCGCCUGGUCCAUGUCGGCGUCCCACUGAGCCGGGUCACCUCCCUUCGGGGCCGGCCAGAGGAGGAGCGCGUGGCCCCUUGUCCUCACUUUGGGAUGCCCAAAAUCCGCCAGGACCAGUCGGGGUGCUGACCCCCAUUCCCUCCUGGACCCCUCACCCCCUUCUGGGUUUGGCACUUUGGGGUUGGAUUCUCCAGUUUUGGGGGUGUUGCGGGGGCGCUCCCCAAAGACAGGGAAGCUGCUCGGCACGGCUUCAUCCCGAAUUUUGCCAAGCCUGACUAAAAUCCCUUUGCCCUGGGGAGGUGGGGGAGGCUGAGCCCCCUCCCCAGCACCCCCAGACCCAUUUCUGCUCCCUCUGUGUGCAGAACCCGACGCGGCUCCCAGAGCUGUUCAUUUAAACCGAGUUCUUGGCAGAGCUGAGGGCUGAGCGGAGGGAUGAAAGCCCCUUCAGUCACUUUGGAGAGCUCCCGUGAGCGCAGCGGGAUCAUCAAUCCCCUUCAAAUCCAUCCCGAGCCUGCAUCCUCCAGCUGGGGAGGGAAUCGCCCUCCCCGGGCCAGCCUGCGGCGUUUUGGGGUCCCGGUGAACAAUCCCAGCAGGGCAGGGAGGGAGAGGGAGGGGGAUUCUCCCAGAAAACCCCAAAAGCAGCGAAGAGCCGCGGGAGAAGCGGUGCCGGGCUGGGGAGGCUCCGUCUCCCUCCUGGGGUGGGGAAUGAACGCGGUGGGGUUGGGAUUUCCUAAUGGAAAGCAGCCCCUGGAUGGUGGAACUCAGCUAUUAAAUAUCAAAGAGGGCUGGGAAAGCUGGAUGUGCCCUCGUUAACCAGGAGACAUCAGCCGGGGAAAAAGAGGGAUGGAGCCCUCAGGCAACAGAAAUCACGUUUGAAGUUCCCCCAGCUCAGCUUUUCUCGGCAGAGUCUUGAGCACAUUAAAAUGGUUUCUUUCCCUGCCGGAGGAGAAAAUGAGGCUGGAAGCUGGAAGUGCCGGGGGGAGAGGCUGGGAGCUGAUGUUCCUUGCCCUUCAUUUGUCUCCCUGGAUUUAUCGCCUCUCUCGCGUUGCCCUCACUUAAUUGUCUCUCCUGAAAGACCUUGGAUAAAUCUUCCCUUUGGGGACUGUUGCUCUCGCCUGGAAUCGGCUUUGUCUGGCGGCUGCUUCAUUUGCUUUUAUUUAUAAACACCUCUCGCUGCUCCGGGGCACGGGGGGAGCUCGGGAACAGCUCCCAUCCCUGUUCUCUAUUCCCUAUUCCCGAUUAUUAUUUCCCUGCUCAGGAAAUCCAUCUCGAGCUGCUUUAAAAUCCCCCGGAUCCCUCUGCGGCCCGCCAGGAGAGCAGGGAUCCCUUCCCACCCCAAACCAGUCCCUUAAAAGUGGAUCCAGCCCCUGGUGAAAGUGCUCAGGGUGGUCCAGGACCCCCAGUUUGGGGCUGGGCUCUCAGGAGAGGUGAGGAGCUGCCGAAAUCCCGAGAAAUCUGUUCCUGGGUGGUUUGGUGCUCCUGGGGUUUCCUCCUGGAGCAGAGCAGGUUUGGAGGUCACAGGAUUCCCCAAAAUCUGCCCUUCCCAGAGCCGCUGUUUUCACUGGGGGUGGAAGGGGCAGGAGGAGCCGCCCUGGUGAGGGAUGUGGGACAUUCCCCAAAAUCCCCCGAACUGGCACAGCCACAACCAGAGCUCUUUUUUCCAGAAAAAAAACCUCCACAUUUUCAUUAAAAACAGAAAAAAAAACCACCCAGGGGAGCUGAGCUGCUCUCCACGGCAGAGUCCCCGCACUGCUGAGGAUUAGUUAAAAUUAAUCCAGACAUAAAAUCACGGAUCCAGCCCUGGGGAACGGGGAAAUAUCUCCGGGUUUAUGGCCCCUGCAAGCAGCCGGAGCUGCGGGAAUGCCUCUGGAACGAGCCCGUUUUUCAUCCCGGCUGUCAGGGAAGGCUCCCGGCAGCCGAGGGGAGCGAGGAGCUCCUGGCGUGACAAAGGAUGCUGAGGGAGGGUGAGGAGGGAGCUCCGUGAGCUCCUUCAUCCCAAAUCCUGCAGGGCCGGGCUGCUCCCGAAGCCCUGGAAUCCCCCGUGAGGGUUUUUUGGUGUUAAACCUUGUCCAGCCCUCUGGAGGAUCCCAAAAUCCUGCUGGGAAGGUGUUUUUUUGGGAUCAGACCUCGCUGGGCUCAGGGAGCUGACCCCUUUUUCCAAGGCUGGGUUGAGAUGGUCCCUCUGGAAUUUUGGCUGCCCGUGCCCUCGUGCCCUGGAUGUGCCAUCACCCAUCCCAAGGGCUCCACAUCGGCCUUUGGGGGAUUUUCCCCUCUGCCCCCACCCCCAGCACGACUCCUGGGGGUGAAUUCCUGGAGGAUUUGAUUUAUCCCUCCCCAGGCUCCUCUGCAGAGAGGAGAAGCGCUGGGCGAGCAGGAAACAGCCGGAGACAAAGCGGGAGGGGAUGGAACAAAGCUGGAAUAGAGCUGGAACAAAGCUGGAAUAAAGCUUGGGGUGCCCAGUCCCACAGGGAUCCAUCCCCGGAGCCCAUUCCUGCUCCACCCUCCAGCCUGGCUCCGGUGCCACCAGCCCUGCCCGGCUCCCGAGGGGCUCCCGAGGGGCUCCCGAGAUCCCAUCUGCGGGAAAAGCUGGGAUUGGGGUGGUUUUAAUUCCCAGCACAUCCCUCGCGGCUCCGGGAAAUCCGGGAAUGCCGAGAUCCAGAGGCAGCGAGGGAGGCUCUGCCCCCACUGGCUCCAGGGCAUGGAUUUGUAGGAUUUUGGGAAUCCCAGCCCAGCCUGACCCCACAGGAUGGAUUUGUAGGAUUUUGGGACUCCCAGCCCAGCCUGACCUAACCCCACAGGAUGGAUUUGUAGGAUUUUGGGACUCCCAGCCCAGCCUGACCCCGCUGUCUC